AUCCGGCUGAAUUACUUUGACCUUUCCCACAAUCCACCGGGGCGACAGAAGGCGCCUUUUGUAGUCCAUGCAUGUCAACAAGGAGGAAAGGAAGACGCUCGGCUACAAUUAAAAACGAAUGUGUUAAUAUAAUAACACGCUGCUUUUUAGGGACAAUACGUGUGUCUUCCAUUCAUUAGCGUAACAUCCUUGACAGCAACAUGGCUCCGUUCGGCUUAAUGACUGCAGGUGCUAGCUGGCUGGCUAAGUCCUUCAGUGUGUUCUCCUGCACAAGCACUCUGGCAAGGUGCUCCAGUGUCCUCUCAGCGACAUACAUCACUCCAGUGAAAUAUCUGAGCUCUCAGGCCAGCGGACCGCCAAAGAAGCCAGGAAACGGAUACCUGAGAUAUAUUUUCCAACAGCGGCCAGACAUAAUCAGACACUUCCCAGGUAUCAAACCAUCUGAAAUCAUCAGGAAGGUCGCCGGGCAGUGGAGAAUGCUGACUCCAGAACAGAAGAAGGACAAGAUGAAGUCACUGGUGCAGGACUGGAUGAUUCUUUCACUUCAUCAGAAACAGAUCUAUACACAGCUGGCCCAGGACGACAAGAUCCGCUAUAAUAAUGAGAUCAGGUCGUGGGAGCAGCACAUGGUGGAGAUUGGACGACCAGACCUGGUCCGAGAGAAGACCCUGCCUACCAAGAGGAAACUUGCAGCUCAAGUUCAAAGAAUCAAGAAGGGAACGAUGAAGGUUAUACAUACAGGGAAGUAUGCCACUGCAAGCGAAACUGUCCGCAGUAAAUGAACACAUCAGUGUGUUCAUGUACCAAGAGGAAACAGUGUUCAUGCUCUGCUUGGUUUUUGACAACGUUCCCAAUUGUCAUGAAUGCUCCUUAGGUUCAACAGGGCAAAGCUUUUACAUCAUUCAGACGGAUCAACAUCAUUUCACAGAAACCAUUAUCACCUGUGCUUAGUGAAAUGUAACAAUUGAAACCCGGAAAGCAGGAUUAUAACAAGCACAAUGUGACUCUAAUAAUCAUCCUGACUUAUUGGUUUCUUAAAUCCAUUCGAUUUAUAAAGUGCGAUGGUUCCUGGCUAAGAAAGAGAUGCAAUAUAAUGAUUUCAUGAGCUUAGACAUUUAAAUCAAGUUAGUAAAGGAGUUUCAGAUAAGGUUUCUACAUUUCUGUCUGCAGUGUGUAAAAGGUUUCAUAGCCCUGAGUGUUACCACAAUAUACUUGAGCAAAUGUAAAAGUUACUGUUGCAGUUCCAAAGCAAACACUUUUUUUUAUUUUUGGUAUUUCAUAAAGAGUAUUGAUGCAAAGUAAACGUCUGAUGUUAUUCUGUACUUGCCAACAAAUCCAUGAAAUGUCCAAAAUCAAUACCUACAGUACCUGUCUGGCUCUCAGGCUUACAUCUUUAGAGCCCCAUACAAUUGUUUAAUUAAAAGAAAAACAUAUAUAUUUACAGACACCGCUUCCCCUAAAGAUGAGCCAUGAAUGAAAAUGAAGCCAUCCUCACUGAAGUAUGAAUCUCAUCGCUCUUGUCGAUGUAGCGUCACCUUUUACAGUCGCAACCUCAAACUGAAAUACUGUUAUUUUUCAUUUAUGCCAUAAUCAUAGACAGUUGACUGACAUUUUGGGUUUCAAAAAUAUACUUUGUUUAGCUUUGUAUGAGAUGCUUUUUUGUUUUAACUGCUGUUUUGGUUGAUAAUAAAAUGUGCUUUUUCCUACUGCG
Gymnodraco acuticeps is the source of this 1711-nucleotide messenger RNA. RefSeq names its product transcription factor A, mitochondrial (gene tfam). Gene Ontology annotation, molecular function: transcription cis-regulatory region binding. The coding region runs from base 201 to 782 and encodes 193 amino acids. The transcript is spliced from 5 exons. NCBI's taxonomy places the organism in Eukaryota, Metazoa, Chordata, Actinopteri, Perciformes, Bathydraconidae. The record is from RefSeq and is a predicted model, not a curated record.